Messenger RNA from Fusarium pseudograminearum CS3096, 1089 nucleotides. RefSeq lists its product as uncharacterized. The record is from RefSeq and is a predicted model, not a curated record. NCBI's taxonomy places the organism in Eukaryota, Fungi, Ascomycota, Sordariomycetes, Hypocreales, Nectriaceae. The coding region runs from base 1 to 1089 and encodes 362 amino acids. The transcript has a single exon.
AUGUCGGAAACAUUAGAGAACCAAGAGGCUAUCCUUCGAACUUGUUCUUACCAUCGAAGCCUAUACUAUUUCCCAUUGCGUCAAACGAAUCCGAGAAAAGCUCCCGAUACAUUGUUCAAGUGUUCACCAACCACAUCAUCGUCUUUGGCCCCACAAACAGCAAACAACACAGCGUCAAUAUACAAGCUGCCACCGGAGGUAAUUUCCAAUAUCUUGUUGCUGCUAGACGUCAAGUCUUUCCACGAUUUCCGGAAUACCAGCCAUCAAGCACGUUUUAUUUCUAAUGGGAUCCCCCAAUACCGACUUGUUGCACAGCACGGCUUUGCGGGUAUCAAGGCGCUUGCUCAAACAAGUUUGAGUCGUCAUGUGACAUACGAUAACCUUUACCGUUCUCUCAAUACAGAGCAAUGCACCAUGUGUGGGGAGUUUGGAAGUCUCCUUUUUCUCCCGACCUGCACACGUUGUUGCUACAACUGUCUUCGUGAAGAACCAGAGUUGGCUGUGAUAAACUACUACCAUGUUUACCACCUCAGAAGAGUCUUGGCCAACAGGAUGGGUGAAGAUAUACCCAGCCAAACAGACUGCCGUACUCUAACAAUCCGCAACUGGGAGAACCCCGUGGAGAUGUCGAGAUACACUAUAGGUAUACUGGCAACAGAUAUACCUAGAAGGAUCCUGUCACUUGCCCAUACCGAAGGCAAUCGUAACGUCACUGUUCAAAAAGGCUGGCUGCACUAUCGCUCAGCAGCAUGCAUCGCAUAUCCUACGCUAAACCGAUGGAAGAUGACGGUUGAGCGUGGAGUUAGCUGCAAGGGAUGUGAGAAAGCAUUCGUCAGUGGGCGGUUCGAGGCGAUGCAUCAGGGCUGGGCAACGUCUGGUAUGCCCCGGAAGUGUGUAGAGCGCGACAUGUCUUUCUCUGUGGCCGGUUUCCAGAGGCAUUUCGAGUCGUGUGAGCAUGCCAAGAAGAUCUGGGAGGAUAGCGAGCAUGGAUCAAAAGACACCAACGACUCGAAAACAAUAAAGAAUGGAGGGCAACUUAUUGGAAGGUUGGCGAUGCGUGCGUAUGCGGGCAUUAAAUCCAGGUCUUAA